CUCCAGAUGAAUAAUCCCCUAACAGUUGCAGACAGAGAGGGAAGGAAUGGGAUAUGACUCCAGGUGAUAAGGAGAAGGAAGUCUUCAGUUUAACAAAGAACAUAGAUGAAUAUUUGCCAUGCUACAUGGGAAGGCUCUAAACUCCACCCUGCUCUUGCUCCUCAUCCUCAUCAUCUUUACUGCCCAUGGUCACUCCUACCCUUGUUUUUCCCGUAAUGACACUGAAUUCCAGCACCUGGUGCUCCACCCAGACCCCUCCGUGGGGACGGUGUACGUGGGGGCCAGGGACCACCUCUUCCAGCUGGACGGAUCAGACGGACUACGGUUGGACCAAGAGGAAACGACCGGUCCUGUGAGCGACAGCAAAGACUGCCUUCCCCCAGUCACUGAGUUCAACUGUCCCCAGGCCAGGAGAACCAGUAAUCACAACAAAUUACUGCUGGUGGAUCCAAAGGUGUUGGAGUUGAUCACCUGCGGCAGUAUCCACCAGGGCACCUGCCAGAAACGGAGCCUGGCAUCCAUCAAGAAGGUCCUCUUCUCCACCGAGAGGCCAGUGGAUACGCAGUAUGUUGCUGCCAAUGAUCCGUCUGUGUCCACUGUGGGGCUGGUGGUGGGCCUUCGUGGCGGGGAAAGGACAGUGAUGUUUGUGGGUAGGGGCUAUACAGCCAGCCACCCACCCAUCUCCACCCGCCACCUUUCAUCGGAACCCAUCUUUUCCUACGAGGAGACGGCUAAGCUGGCCGUGGCCGGGCGUCUGUCAGAAUACGACCACCAUUUUGUGAUGGCGUUCACACGGCGUACUUAUGUGUACUUCUUGUUUUACCGCCGUGACAUCAAGUCAGCAUCGAGGGAGUACCGGACCUAUGCCGCAAGAGUAUGCCUGGAUGACACCUCCUACUAUUCCUAUGUGGAAGUUCCCCUUGUUUGCCGAUCGCCUUCCUCUCCCUCCAGGACUUACAGCCUGCUGCAGGCUGCCCAGGUGGGCCAAGGUGUGGGCAGGGAAGGCGAGGAUCUGCUGGGAGUGUUUUCCACCCGCGUCGGCUCCACAAACAACAGCCCCUUGGAUGCCUCGGCUCUGUGCGUUUACCCACUGGAUGACCUUGACAGACACAUCAACUCCACCCGAGACCUCUGCUACACCCAAGACGGCCGGGUGGAGGGAAGAGGAGAGGUGGCCUACAUAGAGUACGAGGUCAAGUCCAGCUGUGCCAACCUGCCCAUGAAUACCCUUAAGGCCUAUGCUUGCGGCUCUGACCACACCCCCAGUCCAAUGGCAAGCCGGGAACCGCUGGAAGCUAAGGCCGUGUGGCACACAUCAGCUGCCCGUCUCACAGCUGUGGCCGUCAGUGUCAAAGAGGGAUACAGCAUCGCCUUCCUCGGAGACUCCAAAGGGACUCUGCACAAGGUAUAUCUGGGCCAAGAUGGCCAGGUGGAGGUAUAUGCUAACAUGACGAUCCAGCCCAACUCACCCAUUAACAGUGACCUUUUACUGGACCAGAAUGGAGCACACAUCUACAUCAUGACAAAAACUACUGUAGAGAAGCGUCCAGUGGCAGAAUGUGGAGAUCACCUGGACUGUCAGUCCUGUCUGUCUGCCAAAGACCCCUACUGUGGCUGGUGUGUCCUGGAGGGACGGUGUGGUCAGCGCUGGGAGUGCCAGCGAGGGUCUGAGCAGGGCCAGUGGCUGUGGAGUUUUAACCAGAUGCAGCAGUGCCUCAGUAUCCAGCACCUCAGCCUCUACAACAUCAGUCGUGGGGAGAAAACUGAUAUUACAGUGUCAGUAGAGGGCCUCCCCAGUCUAGGAAAAGGAGAGGCCUACUCUUGCUUCUUCCAGGACACAGAAACCCCUGCCUCACUCACCAACACCGGUGUUACAUGCUCUACCCCUGAUGCCAGCAGUCUGCUCCCCAUUGGCCACGGAGAUGAGUUUGUGAUGGUGACCCUGUCGCUGCGUUUCAUCAACGUGACGGUGGCGGAAACAGAAUUCACCUUCUACAACUGCAGCCUGGUCCAGCAGCUCUCUGGGCGCAGGCCAUGCCAAGGGUGUGUCAGCAGUCGCUGGGGGUGUAACUGGUGCAUCCACCAGCAUGUCUGCACACACAAACACACGUGCAGCCAGGGUGUCACCAUCUACAACCAAAAUUUCAAACCGCCAACACCCACCAUCCCACCACCCACCAGAAAACUGACCCCUUUACCUCCUACUGUCGUGGCUGCUACAACAACAACAAGACCAACAACAACAACAGCAGCAGCAACAGAGCCACCACCCACAGUGACACCUAGGCCCACCACAGCAGCUGUCCCUUCAACUACCACCACAGUGACACCACCCACCACUCACAACGCUGAAUCCACCUCACCCCUUACCCCGGCCACAACUUCCCCUUUUGUCAGAAUCUUCACCCAGGCGACCACCACCAUUCACACCGAUGUCACCACCACAGGCGCCUCCCUCUCUGAUUUGGAGGAAGUGACAGAGGGAAUUGGCGGCACUACAGGUUUUUCAGAAGAUGAGGGGACUGAAACUGGGGCUGUCACUGACGAAACCCCCCACACUACACUACCCAGCAGCACUAGUGGCCAGGUAGACACAGACUUGAGAUAUUUAGAGCUAUCUGGUGAAUCGGUGGGCUCUUCCUCCGGCGUAAGCUCAACCACCUCCAGCGAAGUGGGCCUUUUAGUAGACCUCCCUGUCAGUGACAAUAAGGAGGCCAUUUCUCUGGCCGGCUCUGACGAGAAUGACUCACCUCUGUGGUUGAAUGAGUGGGAGAAGCCAGAGGAAGAGACAGCCACAGACUCUGCAACAGGUGUAUCUGUUGCAGGCACCAGCAAGAAGUCGUUCAUCUACACACAAACACCUGAAACAGUUAUUGACCCCGACUCUGAAUCUGCAACAAACUUCCAAUCAGAUUCUUGGACUGACCCUUAUUUUCGGGAAUGUCCGUGUGUGGAGAGAGUUGAGGAUUCUUCUCUGCUGCCUGUCAAUGUGGAGAGGAAAGUCACUCUGGUGGGGCAACAUCUAAACCUGUUUCAGGAUGAGAAUUUGGACUACGAGUGUGUGUUGGACGUUGAGAAUCAGUCAGUGGUGGUGGAUGCCUCUGUGGAGCCAGAUGCCACGCAGCAGACAGUCUUCUUUAUCACCUGCCAACCCCACCAGUACGCCUAUUCUUCCAAGAUGGAGGAAUACGCAGCUAUGAUCAACGUGAGGAGAAAGAACAACUUCCUUAUCGACAGCGCCGAGGAUCUGUAUGUGACUCUGUUCAAUUGUUCCGUGGGGCGGUCGGACUGCAGCCGAUGUCGCACGGCUGACCCCAAGUAUGGCUGUGUCUGGUGCGGCGGUGCUGCGAGCUCUCGCUGCGUGUACCAGGACUCCUGCACUGAUGAGAUCCAGCACACCUGUCCUGCACCUGUCAUUCACUUUUUGGAUCCGGUAUCCGGCCCAGUAGAGGGAGGGACAGUAGUGACCAUUUCAGGCUCUAACCUCGGCCAGAGAGCUGAAGACAUCCAAAACUCAGUGACAGUAGCCGGGAUCCCCUGCAGUGUCAUCCACAGCAGAUAUGAAGUGUCCUCAAGGAUAGUGUGUGAGACUACGAGUAGUGGAGGAGAGAAGAGUGGUCAGGCCUCAGUCAAAGUGAGGGGAGGAGGACUUGGGCUGUCUGCUCAGAUCUUCAGCUUCCAGAAUCCCGUGCUAAGCAGCGUUUUCCCACAAAGGGGGCCCAAGGCGGGGGGGUCGUCUCUCACCAUCAGGGGCCGGAGACUGAGGACGGGACACCCGAGCGAAGUCAGCGUCCUAAUCGGAGGAGUGCCAUGUGUGGUGCUAAACAUUCAGGAGGAUCAGAUCAGCUGUCUGACCAGAGGCAGCAACAGAACCGGAGAGCACGGCAUCACUGUGCGGUUUGGUGGGGCAGAGCGACACCUGCAGGGUUUGGUCUAUCAUUACACCCCCAACCCAAACAUCACAAUGGCUGCUCCGUCCAAAAGCUUCCUCAGUGGAGGCAGAAUCAUUAGAGUCUCUGGUCAGAACCUGGAUGUGGUCCAAGAGCCCAAAAUGAGGGUCACCCUCAGUCCUCCUGAUACUCUUCCUCCGAGGAGGAGAAGGGGCAUCGAUAGGAGGAAUGGAGGAAGCCUGAGCAAAGGACGGGAUCAUCGGGGUGCACUGAAGAGAUGGAGGAGGAUCGUCCCAGAGGCGGACUGCCCCGAGGGCACACUCUGUCAUGUCAAACAGUACGAGUCUCGCUGCACAGUGAACAGCUCCUCCCUCAUCACGUGUCCGACUCCUGCGGUGGGUUCGGAGGCUAGGAGGGCCAGGGUCAAAGUUCACUUCCUGUUGGACAGCCUCCACUUUGACUUCAGUGCUGCAGGGAACGAAGCCUUCAGCUAUGAGCCCAACCCGCAGCUCUACCCUCUGAACCAGAAUGACCCGAACAAACCAUACCACCACAAACCUGGCAGCAUCAUCUCUGUCGAGGGAGAGAACCUGGAUCUAGCCAUCUACAAGCAUGAGGUGGAGGCUCGGAUAGGGGAGGGGGUGUGCUCGGUGAAGACCCUGACGCACAACCACUUGUACUGUGAACCGCCGGCCCAGCAACCCUCAGCCAUAGCCGGCAACAAACAGGAUGGCAUGGACAGUCUGCCUGAGUUCACAGUGAAAAUGGGGAAUCUGAACUUCUCUCUGGGCAGAGUGCAGUACGACAGCCAGGCCCAGUCUACAUUUCCUCUGGAGGCUCAGGUGGGAGUCGGGGUGGGAGCCUCCAUAGUGGCUCUCAUUGUGCUCAUCAUAGUCCUCAUAUACAGGAGGAAAAGCAAACAGGCCAUGAGGGACUACAAGAAGGUGCAGAUCCAGCUGGAGAACCUGGAGACCAGUGUGAGAGAUCGCUGUAAGAAGGAGUUCACAGACCUGAUGACAGAGAUGAUGGACAUGUCCAGUGAUCUGGUGGGUUCAGGGAUUCCCUUCCUGGAUUACCGGGCGUACGCCGAGCGCAUCUUCUUCCCGGGCCAUCAGGAGUCGCCACUGAGACGAGACCUGGAUGUUCCAGAGAGUCGGAGGCAGACGGUGGAGCAAGGGCUGGUUCAGCUGUCCAAUCUGCUCAACAGUAAACUCUUUCUCACCAAGUUUAUUCACACUUUAGAGGUCCAGCGGACGUUCUCCCCAAGGGACCGGGCUUAUGUGGCCUCUCUGCUGACUGUAGCCCUGCAUGGUAAACUGGAGUACUUCACAGACAUCUUGAAGACACUGCUUAACGAUCUCGUGGAACAGUAUGUGGCCAAGAACCCCAAACUGAUGCUCAGGAGAACGGAGUCAGUGGUUGAGAAGCUUUUGACAAACUGGAUGUCCAUCUGUCUGUUUACCUUUCUGAGGGAGUCAGCAGGGGAGUCGUUCUACAUGCUGUUCAGAGCAAUAAAGCACCAGGUGGACAAGGGACCUGUGGACGCCGUGACAGGAAAAGCCAAGUACACACUGAAUGACAACCGCCUGCUGCGAGAGGAUGUGGAGUACCGCACGCUGACCCUAAACGUUGUGAUGCCAGCUGCAGCCACCAGCGGAGGCACUACUACCCAGACGGUCCCUGCCAAAGUCCUGGACUGUGACACCAUCACCCAAGUAAAGGAGAAACUUGUGGAACAAACCUGGAAGGGGACCUCCUUUUCCCAGAGGCCACACAUAGACUCAUUACACCUUGAGUGGCGUGCAGGUGUUGCAGGUCACCUAAUCCUAUCAGAUGAGGACCUGACGUCAGUAGUGCAAGGCUCAUGGAAGCGCCUCAAUACACUGCAACAUUACAAGGUACCCGAUGGAGCAACAGUGGCCCUUGUCCCCAGGAACACCAAACAUCACCUCCAUGACAGCCACGAUUACAUGCCUGGAGAAAAGACCCCUAUGCUUGACGACGGGGAAGAGGGAGGAGUGAGGCUUUGGCACCUGGUGAAAGCCAGCGAGGAGUCCGAGCUGCCCAAGCACAGGAGAGGCAGUCUGAGGGAGAGGGGCGGCGAGAGGGCCAAGGCUAUCCCUGAGAUCUACCUCACACGGCUGCUCUCCAUGAAGGGAACACUUCAGAAGUUUGUGGAUGAUUUAUUCACUGCGAUCCUCAGCACCAGUCGUCCUGUACCUCUGGCUGUCAAAUACUUUUUCGACCUGUUGGAUGAGCAGGCCCUGCAGCACAACAUCACAGACCCUGAGACCAUCCACAUCUGGAAGACCAACAGUUUACCACUGCGGUUCUGGAUCAAUAUCCUCAAGAACCCACAGUUCAUCUUUGACGUGCAGACCUCAGACCACGUGGAUGCUGUGCUGUCCGUCAUUGCCCAGACCUUUAUGGAUUCCUGCACCAUCGCUGACCACAAACUGGGACGGGACUCUCCCAUCAACAAGUUGCUCUACGCCAGAGACAUCCCGCGCUACAAACAGAUGGUGGAGAGGUACUAUGCAGACAUCCGUCAGACCAUCUCUGCCAGUGACCAGGAGAUGAACUCCGCUCUGGCAGAACUCUCUCGCAAUUAUACUGCUGAGGUCAACUGCCUUGUGGCUUUACAUGAGCUGUACAAGUACAUCAACAAAUACUAUGAUCAAAUUAUCACAGCCCUGGAAGAGGACUCUACAGCCCAGAAGAUGCAGCUUGGUUACAGGCUCCAACAGAUUGCUGCUGCCGUAGAAAACAAAGUCACAGAUCUAUGACCCCGAGGACACGAUAGAUCUUUCCUUUAACGUUAAAGCAGAGGACAAUGACAGGAGAAGGUUCCAUCUCCUUUUUAAGACAAGGGAGGACAAAGGAACAUAGUGGCACUGUGAUUUUGCUGUCAUUUUGACAGACUGAUUUUUAGUGACGGGAGAAAUUAUCUUAAGAGGAUCACUGACACUGUUUCCUGUCCCAUAUAAGACUCCCUUGAUAUUUCCACAGAUUCUUACACUGGGAGUAAAAUGGCACUGCUCUAAUGGGGGAAACAGAGAAAAAAACGAAUUCCCUCUGAACGAUGAGAUCUCGUAAGGAUUUCCCAUGUUGAAUUCGCACCAAAGGGAGAAUAUGAGAAGAGAUCUUUUUGUUUUUCCUACGUGUCUCGGUGGAAGAUUUUCUUGGCAAAGUGCACAUUCCUAUUACAGCUAUACUUACUAGUCUUGUGCUGAGGCAUGGAUGCUGUAGCUGUGCUGGAUGAAGAAGCCGUGAACGAAGAGAAAAAGGGAAAAGGAGGAUGUCAACGGCUGUGGAGUUUUCUACCACGUUGUGUCAAAGUCUUACAUAAAGGACAAACGGAUAAUGACACUGUCAAAGUGCUGUGGAGGCCUGAGCAACCACUCACCGUGUUCGAAGGAUGUUUUCAUUCUGCCUUUAGCUUCCUUAAAUCAUUCGACCAAGUCUUACUCUAUGAUGUUUAACUAGCUGUUACUGGACAGUUUGUUUUUCUGUGUAAACAAUUUCCCAGGAUAGGCUUUCUUUUUUAAUUUUUUAAUUGUCACAUCGCCACUCGUCCCUUUACUGCAAUUUGUAGAUGAUGCCUCAUGUAGUUUGAACUUAAAACCAGUGUUUUGUAAAAGUGAUUUUUGCGGACGUAGUACGUGAAUACUCUCAACCUACUUAAUGCUAUUGUGAAUGUUCCUUUUCUUAAGUAAUGUUUCGCAGAUGUUGAUAUCUAGUUUGUAAAAAAAAUGUUUCUAUGUAUUGACCCUUCGUAACUCCCACCACUUUUUGCUUUGUGCUUCAAUAACAAUUAAGCCAGUCUCAGUCAGAACCUCGGUACGUAUUAUCUUCGUUGAAAAGACAACCAAAUUUUAAAGAGGGUUAAAAUAUAAAAGCAUAAAUAAUAUAUACAGUUAAAUCUUAAGUUAGCUAGCUAAUUUUAAAGGAAUGCUAGUUAACUAGGUAGCUAAUUUAUGUCAAUCAUUUGUUAGCUAGCCCGCAUUUUUCUAACAUUUAAAUAACAAUUUAGCUGUUAACAUUCUAACAGUUAAAUUAAGGUUGGAGAAUAUAAGUGUCGCUUUUAUCUUUUAAGAUGGGCUAGCUUAGCUCAUUAUUGGAGCACAGAGCAAAAAGGGGCGGGACUUAAGAAGUGUCAAUUUGGCAGAGCUAAUUAAUUAACUGAUCCGUCCUCAAAAAAAGCCAUGAAAGUAAAAUCUUCUACAUAACUUUAACUACAUAUUGACAAAAUCCAUAAUAGCACUGCUGUAAUCUGUACUAAUUCAGUGAAAAAUUAUGAUCUUAGCCCGACUUAUUAGGAAAUACAUGAAUAAUGCACAAAUGAACUGAGGAAUCUUAAGAACAACCCUCAUAUGUUCUAUUGAUGGAUUGUAAAUCCUGAGGUGACUGUAAAAUAUUGUAGAAUACAAUUGCUACAUAUUUAUACAGUUAUUUCUCAUAUAUGUGCAUUUUAUAGAUUUAUUUAAAUUGCGUUGUCCAGUUUAUUUUCAAUGUAAGUCAGGUUUGAUCAUCCAUAUUUCUAAUGUUUUGGCUAUUUUCUGUUUUUGGAUUUAAACAUUUUUCACAUAGCCAGUACUUAAGUGAAAAGUUUUCUUAGUCGCACCUGUAAAUUUAGUCUGUAACUGUAUGACCCUUUAAUAUUACGGGCUUUUCCAGGCUGAAGGAAAUCGUGGAAACUGUGGCCUGCACUGGCUGGUUGUUAGUACAGGAUUGUUAAUUUUUUUACACAAACAUUUCACGAUGACAGAACAACUUUGAUUUUAAGCUUUAUUUUGCAUUCAUGUUUUUGGUGUCAGAGCGGAUGCCAGAUUUGAACACUGUUACGGCAGAGCAAAGCUUUUACAGAUUCCUCCUUUCCUCUCAAAAUUUAAAUCAGAGUAGUAUUAAUGAACAAAGGUGCCUGUGUUUCCUGUCGCUAUGUGAUGCCACAUGUGAGAGUCUUUUUGCUAGUUUUUUCCAAUUUAAUUUAUUUUGUAUUUAUUUUAUUACUAUAUGUUGUUGAAUAUCUUUUUCUGACACAUAAAAUAACAGCGGUUAUACCCCCUUUUAGUCAGAUGUCGCAUCUGCUAUUAUUUUUUUUUAAAGAAAAAUAAGAGCCUUUUUUUAUCCAUUGACUGGCUCUUAUGGUAGUUGUGAGAAAAUCUAAUUCACAACCAGCUGUCUGAAAUUCUUGAUUCUCUCCUUUUAUAUUUUGCAUCCGUUUUAGAGGCAAUAGGGAUUUUUAAUGUUGCAAGCGAUUAUUCUGUACAUUAAAAAAAACGUUACCACCAU
Messenger RNA from Morone saxatilis (striped sea-bass), 9182 nucleotides. It is a transcript of the gene plxnb1a, whose product is annotated as plexin b1a. Lineage: Eukaryota; Metazoa; Chordata; Actinopteri; Moronidae. The record is from RefSeq and is a predicted model, not a curated record. The coding region runs from base 119 to 6676 and encodes 2185 amino acids. Gene Ontology annotation, molecular function: protein binding; semaphorin receptor activity. Gene Ontology annotation, cellular component: semaphorin receptor complex. The transcript is spliced from 38 exons. Gene Ontology annotation, biological process: axon extension; regulation of cell shape; semaphorin-plexin signaling pathway involved in axon guidance.